Messenger RNA from Xyrichtys novacula (pearly razorfish), 11979 nucleotides. NCBI's taxonomy places the organism in Eukaryota, Metazoa, Chordata, Actinopteri, Labriformes, Labridae. The record is from the annotation of a GenBank genome assembly.
AGAUUGUGACUCAUGUGGUCUCUCAGCUUCAAAUGGUAAUUUUCAGGAUAUUACACAGCAGAGAGGGGCGGAGAGCUGAACAGCCUCCUCGGUAUUUCCCUCAGACUGCCAAGCACACAAUGACAGAGAGCGUCUGAUAGAGCAACAUGCCAGAUUCUGGAUUUUUGAUAUGGAUUUUAUUCUCCCUAUGGGGUACGAAUUCUUUUCUUUCUUGUUUUGUUUCCUUUUUUUCUCCUUUCUUUUCCAUAAUUUCUUUUCUUUCUUUUCUUUUUAUGAAACAUUCCUUUUAUUCUUGCAGGAAUAAUGAUUGCCGGCAGUGUGAGGACUCUUCCUCAUGUGAUGAAGUACCAAACAGUGACACCUCAGAGGCUCAAAGAUUCAUCUCAGGUUGAUGAUGCUGCUUCACAUCAGGUAACAAACUCUUAACUUCUUUGUUAACUCAAAAUACGUCUUUAUAACACUUAGUUUAACAUGCAUUAAAGUUUCCUCAACUGUGUUUGUGUGUGUAGACAUACCCUGAUGUACUCCGGUACUCUUUGGUGAUAGCUGGGAAGAACUAUACGCUGCACCUGGAAAAGAACAAGUGAGAUAACAUGAUAUUGUCUUCUUUUGAUUCUGCAUGUAUUAAAUAUUUUUACAGAUGAGGUGCCCUCAGUAUAUCUGACAUGAAAAACUCUCUUUCAGAGAUCUUAUUGGGAAAAACUUCACAGUGACACACUAUUCUGAUGAGGGCAAAGAGAUCACAACGACUCCAGAUCUAGGGGUAUGUAGCUUUGUUUUCUUUCACUGCAAAAAUCAACAUAAUCUCAAAGUCUGUGACCAGCUGGCAAUGCAAGAGAUGCAGUUUGAAUAUAUCUCCUAGUCUAUCUAGUAUAAUGUAUAUAGAAAGAGUUAAGACAGAUAAAACUUUGAUUUGGUUAAAAUUGUCGUGCACUGAGGUCAGACCGGAUCACCAUUUCAUUUCACUUCAUUCAUUUUCUUUGAGCAGUUAAAUAAAACCGAUAUGUGGGUGAUUCAGAAGUCUGUAAUAGGCUGGCACAUGGACCAAACUAUGUAAUUUUUGCUUUGCUAGUUCGAAAGUAAGACACAUCCUGCGCCAACUGCCCACUUAGUUUCAGUGGUUUUGUUACAGUUAGUUUGCUGUUAAAAAAUGUUGGUGUGACUAUUUUCUUGUGAGUCUGAAGUUGCAGCUCUUGAGUGUUAGAGGAAAAGCAGUUUUUUUUUUCCCUCAUUGAUAAGUUUGACCUAUUUAUGGUCAAUUAUCUUCCAUAAUACAACACGUUUACUCUUAUCUGUCAAGCUUUUAAAGAUGGGAUAAUAUGAAAAAAAACAAACAAACUGUAAUUUACUGACUAUUUAACUGUAAAUCAUCCUCCAGAGUGACUUUUAAUACGAAUUAUGCAAUACACAAGAGGGUCUGCAAUCUGUCUUAAGAUAUCAGAUGUCAUGAAACUAAAUUUCUCAACAAUUAAGUUCCUCUAUUUGCAAACUGGUGACACUCACUGCAGAUCCUGAUGCAAAUGUGGAACAGGAAGGGACAUAUAAGGUCAUGAUGUGGAUCCAGUGGCUUGUGACACACAUAGAACAAAAUGAUCCGUGAAAAUUUUCUAUCAUAGAUGUGUCCAAAUUUGGAUUCUUCUUGGAUUUUGUAACAAAUAAUGGAUGUGUUCAGGUUCACUGCUACUAUCAUGGACAUGUCGUGGGCAUGGAGGACUCAUCUGCCAGCGUGGGACUGUGCUCAGGAAUAAAGUGAGUAAUGCCAGAGGUAUUUCUUUGAUUUUUCAAUGUCUCUAAUUACAAAAUGGUUAUUGCCUUACUAAUAAAGGCUCCGAAUUUAAUAAAACUCUUGGUGAUUUGCCACUGUGUGUCCAAUCCAAAGUCCCAUAGCAUCCAAGUCAUCCAUAACCAAGACACUUCAGACUGUUAUCAAUCCUGUGUCUGAGAUCUGUGACUCAGUGUACAAAGGCCGUACAAACCACUCUAGUACCCUCUUCUUUCUGCUUUGUAAGAUGUCUUGUAAGUGAAGUUGAAUGUAAGCCGUUUGAGAGUCAGCCGUACUGAAGUUCUUGUUCUCGACUACAGGGGCUUUGUGCGUCUCCAGGACCAAAUGUACCUCAUUGAACCUCUUACCGGUGCUGAGAUGGGACAGCAGGACGAGGCGCAGAGCUCUGAGGACCACGGCAGGGAGGUUCUCCACGCUGUCUACGACUAUCAACACCUGAGAAAGAAGCGGAGCUCCUGUUCCCAUGGAAACACAACCAUGUACUAUGAUCAUGGCGCUCGUUCAGCUGGACUGUUCAAGCUCAGCAGUCUGGUAAGGACACACAGCAAGGACAAGUAAACAGAUACAGCAGAGCCUGAAGAGUUAAGGUGGUGAGAAUUUUAUUCAGAGGAGUUCAUGCAAGAAAAGACCCCUAAAAUUCUUUUUACUAGUGCAGGCGCUGAGCCGUAAUAAAUCUGAAAUCAGUCAAAAACAAUUCCUUCUUGAUCAUCAAAGAUCAUUAUUCAUAUCUGAAUGGAUGCUUUGGGAUCAGUACAAUUCUGCAAAAUGAACAUGACAGUCAUUUCAUCAUCUUUGGACAUCCAGACCUUAAAUCACAUCCAGUCUCUUAGCAGGACAAUUUCAAGAGAAAUUUAAUUUAAUAUUUAUAUUGUAUAGCCACAUGAACACAACAUAUAUAUAUAUAUUUUUUGUUAACUUACAAUCAGCCUUUUAUGUCUACACAAGGAGAGAGUCCUUGUACAUGGAAGCAACCAUUUCAUUUAUGAUGUAGAACUUAUUUAUCUCUUUAUCAUUGACUGUUUUUACUAUUUAACUUCACAAACAAUAUCAUUGAGUGUUUUGCAAACGUAAAACACAGAGUAAACAAAUCCUAUUUAUAGGAUUUAUAGGUUUUAUAUGUUUAUAUGUUUGAAUAAGUUUAAUGUGAGUCUUUUUAGACUACUGAGGUUCAGGAUUUCAGGGUGGCCACUGAGAUCAGAUUUGAGGGGGGCCAUGGCCACCCUAUGAUCAUGCCCUGGCUCCGGCCCUGGACGUCAUGCUCAAGUUUGAUUUAGAUUAUUCCAGAUUAAGUGAAUUAUACAAAUUUCAUCGUCAGUUUUAGAGGCUCUGUGUGGUCGAUCCUGAUACUUAGGAUUUGUUUACUCUGUUUUACGUUUGCAAACCACUUAAUGAUAUUGUUUGUGAAGUUAAAUAGUAAAAAAAAGUCAAUGAUAAAGAGAUAAGUAAGUUCUAUAUAAUAAGUUUAGGUCAAAUGUGUGUAAAUCUGUAUUAUUUCUAUAACACUUAUUACCAGCCAUCAAAGAGAAAUACAGUAUGUGUUAACACUUUCAGUGCUGAUAAUAUCUCGAUCCUCUUGUGUCAUUCAGAAAAGCAGAGCUCAGAGAAAAGAUCGCAAAAAGAAACCCAGGACGGUGGAGCUGGUUGUGGUUGUCGAUAACACAGAGGUUUGUUUGUUUCUCUGUUUUCUUCUCUCACUAAGUUUGUUGUUGUUGUACUUAUAUUGCUCCUAAGGUUUUUGCACUUUUGCCCUAAAACAUGUUUGUCUCAUCUUUCAUAUCUGAAGGUCCUUUGAUUGAACCACUGAUUUAUUUCUACUUUACUUUUUAGUACAAGAAGUUUGGCAGUAAGAGGAAAAUAGAGACCAGAGUGCUUGAAGUAGCAAACCACGUGGACAAGGUGAGUUUGUGUCUCUGAUUCACUUAGAUGAUUGGAAAGGUAUCUAAGGUUGCAUUGAUAAAGUUCAAAAGGUUUUAAAUGUAACCUUCUAAUCCAUUUACCUUCUGCACCAGCUGCUUUUUAUCUAUUUCUGCUGGUAUAAUUGGUGUUGAGGGUUUUUUUCAUUACAGCGCAUCCAUGAGUAAGAAAUCUGUCCUGAUACUACUUGUUCUUUUCUGACUGGAAUCUGACCAGUUAAAGGAAGGAGAAGUUCUCUCGCUGAGAAAAUCUAACUUUAACUGUGAAUCUUCACACCCAAGCUGAAGAUUUUCACACAUCUCGCACUAUCCUCCAUGCGUACUCUGAUAAAGCAGAGCCAGCAUGGCUGCAUCUUCAGACAGAUCUAGACUCAACAAUGAUUUCCUGUUGUCAGCGAAGCACCUGGAUCUGAAGCUUCACAUGAUUGACUUAGUAAAAAACAUACUUGAUUUUUCAUUCAGUUUUACGAUUGUCAAACUGCUCUGUUUCAGCUCUACAGACCCCUGAACAUUCGUGUGAUGUUGGUCGGCGUGGAUAUCUGGUCUUAUAGAGAUCAGAUCGAUGUCAGCACCAGUCCUGAGGUCACCCUCGGCCGCUUCCUGGAGUGGCGGCAGCGCUCCCUCCUGCUGAGGACUCAACACGACAACGCACAGUUCAUCACGUAAGAUUUGACUGUUUUGGACUCCCCACUCCAAAGUCAAUGACAAUAUUUUCAGAUGACUCUGCUGUCCUCAGCUAACCGCACAAGUAAACAGAGUUCUGUUCGGUGGCGUGAUUGUGAACAGCUCAUUUAAGAUGUGAGAGGAACAGAGGAGAGAGUGUCAGUGGGAGAUUAAACUUCAUCAGCCUUACAGGGUGAAAGAAUCAGUCAGGUCAGCUUCUACAGAUGACCAAGGUUCAUGGUUUCAUUAUGGAGGGCAUAGUCAGGCACUAAAUAUCAGGAUGGUGCAGCGGUUUUUCUCUAGAGUUAAAUCUAAUGUCUGCUUCACACUGAAUUCGUGACGGCUUUUUUUUGUCUGUCUUGAAGGUUAUAGUCAAGAAUAAUCCACUCCAAUCACGAGCAGCCUAUUCUCAGGCGAGCACAAACAGAAUUGUAACACCUGAAAGUAUUAGAUUUUACCAUCUGGCAGACAAUAUUGAGUUUUCCAAAGUUCUUUUGUUACCUAGGACAAAGUUUUAAAUAACUUUUUCUUGAAGCUGCACAGGCUGUUGCUACUUAUGAAUACUAUUUAAAAGUACUACAAAGGAGAAAGUUACACUGACAAUGAAGUCUAGAGACAAUAAACUCUUUGUUUCAGAAGAUAAAGUGUAAAACUGUUGUUCUUUGGUGUCUAAACGUGAUGCUUUUCUCCAUUCAGAGGUGUGGAUUUUGACGGUUCCACUGUCGGCUUGGCCAACACCAACGCCAUGUGCACCUCCAACUCUGGAGCUGUCAACGAGGUAAACACACUUUUUUGUUCUGAUAAAUGUGAGGUUUCUGUGUAAAAAUGUAGAAACUAAAGGGAAGUGGAUGAGAAUGCACAGUGUUAAUUUCACUUACCUUCAUGUUUGCUUAAUGAGCACAAAAAAGGAAACCUGCACAUUCACUGAGCAUGGUGAUAAUUAUGAUAUCUUUAGCACAUAGAUGAAUUGUGUGGGCUUGUGUUGGCUUACAUAAUUCCUCUAUAACGAACUCUUUUCUACUCUACACACAGGACCAUAACUCCAACGCCAUAGGAGUGGCCUCUACUAUUGCACACGAGAUGGGUCACAAUCUGGGCUUGUCCCACGACACUGAAAACUGUGUCUGCGGCUCCUCCAUCUCAAAGAAAGGCUGCAUCAUGUCCGAAAGCGUCGGGUAAGCCUCAUUCCUCACCUUCACAUUAACAUCACGUUCUCAAAUCUUGAAUUAAACUAAUGUCUUUCCUCUCCUCUCCUCUUUCUUGCUACCUCUUCUUCCAGCUUUGUGUAUCCAGAGCUGUUCAGCAGCUGCAGUCAGGAGCAGCUCAGCAGGUUCCUGGACGAGGUUGACCCUGCUUGUCUGCUGGAUACUCCCACGACUGACCGCGUCUACGGAGGGCCUGUGUGUGGAAACGCCUUUGUAGAGCCGGGAGAGGAGUGCGACUGCGGCACCGUAGAGGUCUGGACUUGUGCAAAAAUAGAUGCUGAUAAAAGUGUUCAAGCAACUUAUUUGUUGUUUUGAAAAUGUAAAGUACAGCUUUUGAUGAAUUUACAACUUACAUUUCUGCUGGACGAAAAACAAAAAUGAAAACUGCAACAUGUAUCAAGGCUCUUUCCCCAAUAUUUGGGUUGUAAUCAGUCCUGGUAUUUAGGGACAGCUUGCAUGGAUGCAACCAAUGAAAGAUGACAGGUCUGCUUCAAGAAAUCAAGUGGCAAAAUACAGAUACUUGUUAAACAAAUAAGAGAAUAAGAGAUACUGCAGUAAAAUCAAGAUGUCUGAUAACUCUACUCAUGCACAUUCAGGAGUUAUUUGUACUUUCUUGAUUCCCAUCUGUGCACUCAGAGCAGAAAUGAGACCGGAUCUUCAUAUCCUGCAUGCAUCUGUCUGUCUGUUUCACAGGAAUGCAAGAAUCCAUGCUGUAACGCCACCACCUGCAAACUAAAAGCAGGAGCUGCGUGUGCAGAGGGGGAGUGCUGCCAUAACUGCCAAGUGAGUAAUACUCACUAUUCUUUCUAGAUGCAUGAAAUCCAACUGAUGCUAAAUGUGUUACCAUAAAUCUAGACACUGUCUGACUGCGCCGUCUGGACAGUUGUCUGUGAGUGCGUAUAUUUCAAUAGUUGGUACACCACCAUCUGUUUGUCUCCGCUCUGCAGCUGAAACCAACAGGCAGCGUCUGCAGACUGAAGACAGGAGACUGUGACCUCACUGAAUACUGCACCGGCUUCUCCGCCUCCUGCCCAGCUGACGCCUACACCCAGAACGGCCGGUCGUGCAACCGGGGGAAGGGAUACUGCUACAACGGACAGUGUCCGUCUCGACAGGAACACUGCAAGAGGCUCUGGGGCCCAGGUAAGACACCAGAGAGCGUUUACAUGAGAUGUGCUUUAAGACUUUGACAUCUGCAGCCAUCAUCUUAUUUGUUUGAAUUGUGUUUAGAUGCUGAUGUAGCUGCAGAUGGUUGCUUCUACCAGCUUGGAAACUGCAGAAGGAUGAUGUUUGGCCAGAAAUGUCCAGGCCGGUAUGUGAUCAACCAGAAAACCAGCAUUUUUAGCAUUUUGGUUAAAACAUUGCAGAAGUUUUUGAUUAAUGCUUUGGCUUUCAUUUGUUUUUUUGGUCACAGAGAUCAAGCCUGUGGGACGCUCUAUUGUACUGGAGGUUGGGAUUUUCCUGUAACAUCCAUGAAGUCCUUUUCACAAUUAGGAAAUGGGGAAGCUUGUAAUGAGGCCAAGAUGAAACCUGAGGAUAAAUACCCUGCAGAUCUGCCCAAAGUGCCCACUGGCACCAAGUGUGGCAGCAACAAGGUAAGAAGAUGAUGGACAGAUGCAAAGCUGCAUUUAACCCUCAGAGUCUCUCACAGGGAAGUGGGACCUUUAGGGAUCUUCAACCAAAACGCCACGCUAUAGCCACAAAUAAUGCUCAGAACAGCACCUAACUUUAUUAACAGCACAUAUAGGGUCCCAGUCAUAGUACUAGCUACCAAACAUCUUUUUAACUUUGACUCAUUUCUUUAGCAAAGAGACUAAACACAACUCACCUACUCUCUUCCAGCAGCUGCUUGUUUGUAGCGAGACCUCAGGCCAGUCCAUUACAGACUACAGCGGGAGUUACGCAGCUCAAGGAAGAACAUUUAUGAUCAUUACUUUAUCAUUUCCUUGAAGUAAUAAUCACCAUAUUGAUCAUUUCGCACUGCAGACACGGUAGUUCUUCUGCCUUAGCGUCUCGGUCUGAUUGUAUUUCCAUGAAGAAAUGAUCAUAAAUGUUCUUCCUUGAGCUGCGGCACCCCACUGUAGUAGAUGGACUCGCCCAGAGCUCUUUGUACAAACAAGUGGCUGCUAGAAGAGAGUAGCUGAGUUGUGUUUAGUCUCUUUGCUAAAGAAAUUAGGCAAAGUUAAAAAGAUGUUUGGUAGCUAGUACUAUGACUGGGACCCUAUAUGUACUGUUGAUGAAGUUAGGUGCUGUUCUGAGCAUUAUUUGUGGCUAUAGAGUGGCGUUUUGGAUGAGUGCGUGGCUCUCUGUAUUGCUACCCUGCUGUCAUUACUAAAUUAAUUAUACGUUGGAAUAUCCCUUUAAUACUGAAAACAGGUGAUAAGAUGAUCAAUUGGAUUAGAGUUACUAUCAAAAAUGGUAGAAAAUGACUCGGGUUUAACUGUUUUGAAAAGGUUUGUCUUUUUCACCUGUCAGAUCAGUAAUAAACUGCGGUGGAUACUCAUAAAAACUGUGCUGACAUGAAAUUUUAAUCCCUUGAGAGGAAGCUCCUUUGUCUAAAAGUCAUGGCUACUUUUGGAGGAAGCGUGACUCAUGUUGCUGUUAGCAUCAACAAAACUUUCAAACACAUGAACAGAGUCAGUGUUCUCACUGUGGCGUUGUCUUUUUUUUGUUCCAGGUGUGUUACAACCAACAGUGUCAAGACAUCAGCAACAUUAAAGAGUACGGCACAGAUGAGUGCUCAGCCAAAUGCAACAACAACGGGGUGAGAAACAUGUUUAAAUCGUCAAAUACGACAUCUGUUUGGAGAGUAAAUUAAUCCGUCUUUUUUAUCAGCUGGCAUAGAUCUAACAAAAAAGAUGAGUUAAGACUUCAAGAAAAAGAGAUAAUUCAAUCAAAAAUAAGAAACAGGAUUCAUUCCCAUGUUUUUUCUUGCUGUUUACUACUUGAGUGCUUUUUUUAGAGUGAUGACAUUUUGACACUUAUACUGUGGGUGUGAUUUUCCACAGGUUUGUAACCACGAGAGGAAGUGUCACUGCGACCCCGGGUGGGCCCCGCCUUACUGUAACGUUCAGCUGUCAGAGAUCCCUGAAGGUACGGCACAAGGUUGUUCGCCUGUCCACAGAUGUUAGCGCUGACAGCCAUCAUCAGUGUGUCUGACCUCUUAAUGACCACGCUUCACACAAGACUGCGUCUCUGUUUUUCCACCAAGAUUUAAUACUUGAAGCAGACUUCUCGUGGACCCUGAAACAAUUGUGCUCUGUUCUGACGAGCACAGACAGACACUGAUUGGACGGAAUUCCCCUGUUAGUCAAACGCUGUAAUGACGUUACACAGAUCAUUCUGUUUUCUGAACAGGUGACGUGCUGCCAAAUGCUCGUCCUCAAGCAGUAAAUAGAGCUGCCCACAUUCCUUACCCGAGAAGAAGUACAGUUACUUGAGUAAAAAGACUGUAAGAAGAAGUAAAAAGUACUUUUUCAUGGCUAAUGUGUGUAUAUAUGUGUGUGUGUUGAGCAGAAACAGGCAGGACGGUGGUCUUAGCUGUGUCUUUGGCCGUUGGCUGUCUCCUGCUGUUGGUCGUGGUUAUCGCAAGUCUGAUGUGCUGCCUGAAAAAGAGACGUCCUGCCAAGAGGUGAAGAAAGAGAGAAAUUAUUGAACAAGAAACCACCUCCAUUACCACCUCCAUCUGUAACUGCAGUUUUUCUGUCUUUCUCUCUACAGAAACCUCCAAUCUACCUCAGGACAAUUCAACCCCUUGUUUCAGUCCAGCAGCACUCGCAGCAGCCCUCGGGUCGGGCAGGCACACAUCAGCAAGCCUAUAUUUGUGGAGUCUUCGGCCACUCAGGCCUGUAAACCUCUGACCCCCGUUCCCGUGAAACCGCAAACUGGAGCGAUGAAGCCCAGCAGAGCAGCUCCAGUGGUGAGUGUGCAUUUAUUUCAACUUACCCGUUGUUUUAAGGUGUUGGUCAACUCUUGUUUCAAAUCCUUCCUCUUUUCUUGCAUACGCUUUUCUGUCCUAUUCUGCAAGAACGUAAAUCUAACACAGCGAACAAUUAAAAUUUUACAUCUUAAUUGAAGAAAUCUGAUCAGUAAAUUUUUCCUGCUGCUUUCACUCAGUGCAUGUGAUUUAGACCUUCUCUUGUGCCUGUCAUGUUUCAUGAUUGGAAGAAGAUCUGACUGUCGGUGUGGUGCCUGACAGUGCACUUGUGAUUUCAGUUUUUGCUCUUAUUAUUAGGUAUUGUUCUAACCGGGUCAACAGCAACUCUAACACGACAAGUACCAUAAGUUUAAUAAGAGCAUUUUAUAAUUUAGUCAAUUGAUUUUUUUAAAAAGCUAAUUUAAGUGUUUCUUUUAAGCAUUUAAAGUCAAAGACAGGUCGGUGCAGACCCUAACACAGGAAGAGGGAUAUACAGUUUGCAAGAUUUGAGCAUUUUGCAUUUUAUACAUGAGUUCUGUGUGUUUUUGCAAAGCCCGUUUGAUGCAGGUUUGCAUUAAGCAUAAGUGCAUUAACAAAAAGCUGCAAACACUGAAACGUUUGCAAUUUUCCACUCACCCCUCUGUUUUUGUCCCCAUCAGCCACCCAUGAAAGAGACUGCUGCGGCCCAGCCAUCAAAGAUGCAACAGGUAAUUUGAGUCACGGUUUUGUGUUGAUUUAAAUGUAGAAGAAAUGCAUUUUGAGUAGCAGACUUUUGUUUUUGUGUACUGUAUUUUGAUCAAUAAACUCAUGGUUUAUCUACAGGCUGUAAGGCCCUACAUGCAGCCACAGAGCAUUUCAAGCAAACCAGUCUACCCUGAGGUAAAAUUCACUCACAUUUUAAUGAUUUUUCCAGUCAUUUGGUUCUUUAAAAGGCUUGUUUUUUUCGCUUGGUUGAACAAAAGAGUGAUGUUUUAAUAAAAUUUUGUGGUCUCUCUUUGUCAGAGUAAGCCACUACCUCCCUCAAGACCUCUGCCACCACUCUCAACCAAACCGGUGAGUAAGAUUACAUCUCCUUCAGUCUUCAGCUGCCUUUUAUUUACACUCACGUGUUCAUCUUUUAUUACCCUGCUGCUCUAACUUGAACAUCUGCUCUCUCCAGGUCUCAAAGCCAAAGCCUCCCAUGCCCCCAGUGAAGCCAAAGUCCUCUGCAGCCACGUCUCCGCUGCCUCACACUCUGCUGGUAUGUAUCCAGACAGCAGUCACAAUGUCCUAAGAAUCCUCCAAAUCUUGGCAUUCAGACAUUCCUUAUGUUAUUCAAGGCUUCACGUUUAUGGAGACGUCUGUGGUUUUUGGACAAUGUUCAGCAUAGCAGUGUGAUGAACAAGCAGUGACUGAGUGUUAGGGAGUCAGUAAGAGUAACCAGUCCGCCUUUGUGUUCGGCUGAAAGGAGAGGAGACUUUUAAUUUGACAAGAGAACCUCAAACUUUAUUAUUCUUAUAUAAACAGACAUACUCGUCUUUAGAAACAGUCAAAAAUGCAUUGGUAUAACUCACAAACUAACAAACAGACACCAUGAGUGGCAUGUUUGUUAACUGUGUUGUUUUUCUAGCUUGCAGGCAAAACUGCUCUGAUGCCCCCCAGCAGGCCGAGAUGACAGAGGGAAUAACCCCGCCUGGUGUAAACACCGUGAUCCUUUUACAGCAAACGCUGCUGUUGACCUUUUGAGAGGGACCUGAAAUCGUCUCAGGACACACUCCUCUGUUUGUAAAGAGGGGACCCGAUCCACCGAAGGAUCGGCAACAGUGAGUGACAGAGCUCUUCUGUCACUUAUAUCGUCUCCCUGAAGAUUACCGCCGUCUGUGUCUUGCUUACAUAAGCCUUCAGUAUGUUGAUGAAAACCUGAGGCCGUGAUUGACAGGCUGUACGUCUGUGCUUUCUAAACGACAAAUGGCUCUGCUGCCGUGAUGAUUUUUUUCUUCUUUAAGGGAAAUGUUUUCUGCCUUGAUCCUCAGAUAUGUGAAAACUUCAUGAAGAAAUUGCACUAUAGAUGCUGUAACUGUUUUACUAACUGUUACCAUCCCUUCACAUAGAUUUGGUACUAAUUUUUUAAAGAAAUAAUGUUAAGGGAUUUUAAAAUAUUGCACCAAUGUUGGCACUUUGCACAUUUUUUCAUAGUGAGAACUUUUUUCUUUUCAACCAUGUCUGUACUAAUGUAAGUAUGCUUGACUUUGUGAGACUGGAUUAUCACAUGCACAAGUUUUGUUUUGUUUUGCAGACUUGAUUCAUGCAUUAUUUUUGUCUUUAAGGGAUUUUUGAAUUGUAUUUUCUAUGCAGCAGACACGAUCACAGAGCUCUCUCCUGUUUAUGCCAAUAAUUGUGGUCUUUCCUGCAAACAGAUGAAAUUUGUUUGAAUUUAUUUGAAAAGUAUUUUUCUUAUUUAUUGAGAUCGCUUCUAUUCUGUAAAAUGGAGCUUACAAUAAAAUAAAUCAUAAAAAUGGA